CAGUAGGUUGGGACAGUUGGAAGCCAGCCACCGUACAUCAUGUUGCGAGUAAGUCUCUCACCCACCUUUUCCCUGGGAUUUCAUCUGUUGGCCAUCAUGGCUGUCUUAUUUUCCCAUGUGGACCACAUAAGUGCUGAGGCAGAGAUGGAAGGAGAAGGCAAUGAAACUGGUGAGUGUACCGGCUCAUAUUACUGUAAGAAAGGGGUGAUUUUACCCAUUUGGGAGCCCCAAGACCCUUCCUUUGGGGACAAAAUUGCUAGAGCUACUGUGUAUUUUGUGGCCAUGGUCUACAUGUUUCUCGGAGUCUCUAUCAUUGCCGACCGGUUCAUGUCCUCCAUAGAAGUCAUCACAUCUCAAGAGAAAGAAAUAACCAUAAAGAAGCCCAAUGGAGAGACCACCAAGACAACCGUGAGGAUCUGGAACGAGACGGUUUCCAACCUGACCUUAAUGGCCCUGGGCUCUUCUGCCCCCGAGAUUCUCCUUUCGGUGAUCGAAGUGUGUGGCCAUAACUUCACUGCGGGGGACCUGGGCCCCAGCACCAUCGUGGGAAGCGCCGCCUUCAACAUGUUCAUCAUCAUCGCCCUUUGUGUCUACGUGGUGCCCGAUGGAGAGACCAGGAAGAUCAAGCAUCUGCGCGUGUUCUUCGUGACGGCGGCCUGGAGCAUCUUUGCCUACACCUGGCUUUACCUUAUCCUGUCCGUCAUCUCCCCCGGGGUCGUGGAGGUCUGGGAAGGUCUGCUCACUUUCUUCUUCUUCCCCAUCUGCGUCGUGUUUGCCUGGGUGGCCGACAGGAGGCUUCUGUUUUACAAGUAUGUCUACAAGAGGUAUCGGGCUGGCAAGCAGAGGGGGAUGAUUAUUGAACACGAGGGGGACAGGCCGUCUUCCAAGACUGAGAUCGAGAUGGAUGGGAAAGUGGUCAAUUCCCACGUUGACAACUUCUUAGACGGCGCCCUGGUUCUGGAGGUCGAUGAGAGGGACCAGGACGACGAAGAGGCCAGGCGGGAAAUGGCCAGGAUCCUGAAGGAGCUCAAGCAGAAGCACCCAGAUAAAGAAAUAGAGCAGUUGAUAGAAUUAGCGAACUACCAGGUCCUCAGUCAGCAGCAGAAAAGCCGGGCCUUCUACCGCAUUCAGGCCACCCGCCUGAUGACCGGAGCGGGCAACAUUCUGAAGCGACACGCGGCCGACCAGGCGCGCAAGGCCGUCAGCAUGCACGAGGUGAACCCAGACAUGGCCGAGAACGACCCGGUCAGCAAGAUCUUCUUCGAACAAGGGACCUACCAGUGCCUGGAGAACUGCGGCACCGUGGCCCUGACCAUUGUCCGCAGAGGUGGCGACCUCACCAACACCGUGUGCGUCGACUUCAGAACCGAGGACGGCACGGCCAACGCGGGCUCCGAUUAUGAAUUCACCGAGGGGACCGUGGUCUUCAAGCCCGGCGAGACCCAGAAGGAGAUCCGCGUGGGCAUCAUCGACGACGACAUCUUCGAGGAGGACGAGAACUUCCUCGUGCACCUCAGCAACGUCAAGGUGUCGCCCGAGGCCUCGGAGGACGGCAUCCUGGAGGCCAACCACGUGGCCGCGCUCGCGUGCCUCGGCUCGCCCUGCACGGCCACCGUGACCAUCUUCGACGACGACCACGCGGGCAUCUUCACGUUCGAGGAGCCCGUGACUCACGUGAGCGAGAGCAUCGGCGUCAUGGAGGUGAAAGUGUUGAGAACGUCUGGAGCUCGAGGAAACGUCAUCGUCCCCUAUAAGACCCUCGAGGGCACUGCCAGAGGUGGAGGGGAGGACUUCGAGGACACCUGCGGGGAGCUCGAGUUCCAGAACGAUGAGAUUGUGAAGAUCAUUACCAUUAGAAUAUUUGACCGUGAGGAAUAUGAGAAAGAGUGCAGUUUCUCCCUUGUGCUUGAGGAACCAAAAUGGAUAAGAAGAGGAAUGAAAGCCCUGUUAUUGAAUGAGCUUGGUGGCUUCACAAUAACAGGCCAACCUGUCUUCAGGAAAGUUCACGCUAGAGAACAUCCGAUUCCCUCUACUGUAAUCACCAUUGCAGAGGAAUGUGACGACAAGCAGCCGCUGACCAGCAAAGAAGAGGAGGAGAGGCGCAUUGCAGAAAUGGGGCGCCCCAUCCUGGGAGAACACACCAAGCUGGAAGUGAUCAUCGAAGAAUCCUAUGAAUUCAAGAGCACCGUGGACAAACUUAUUAAGAAGACAAACCUAGCCCUGGUGGUUGGGACAAACAGCUGGAGAGAGCAGUUUAUUGAAGCGAUCACUGUCAGUGCUGGAGAAGAUGAUGAUGAAGACGAAUGUGGGGAGGAGAAGCUGCCCUCCUGUUUCGAUUACGUGAUGCACUUUCUGACUGUGUUCUGGAAGGUCCUCUUUGCCUUCGUGCCCCCUACUGAAUACUGGAAUGGCUGGGCGUGUUUCAUUGUCUCCAUCAUCAUGAUCGGCGUACUGACAGCUUUCAUCGGUGACCUGGCCUCCCACUUCGGCUGCACCAUUGGUCUGAAAGAUUCUGUGACUGCGGUAGUGUUCGUCGCGCUUGGAACUUCAGUACCAGACACAUUUGCAAGCAAAGUGGCCGCCACCCAGGACCAGUACGCAGACGCGUCCAUCGGCAACGUCACUGGCAGCAACGCGGUGAACGUCUUCCUGGGAAUCGGCGUGGCCUGGUCCAUUGCUGCCAUCUACCACGCGGCCAACGGGGAACAGUUCAAAGUGUCCCCUGGCACGCUAGCUUUCUCUGUCACUCUCUUCACCAUUUUUGCUUUCAUCAAUGUGGGGGUGCUGCUGUAUCGGCGGAGGCCAGAAAUCGGAGGUGAGCUGGGUGGGCCCCGGACUGCCAAGCUCCUCACGUCCUCCCUCUUUGUGCUCCUGUGGCUCUUGUACAUUUUCUUCUCCUCUCUGGAGGCCUACUGCCACAUAAAAGGCUUCUAAAGGAACAUCAGAUAGAGUAAAUUUAUAUAUAUAUACAUAUAUACAUACAGAAUUAUGUACAGUGAACAGAGGAAACUGACACUUGUCAUGUUCUCUUACCUGCUGAUGGAAUCCAGCUUCAAGAGCAUUCUUACUAGGGCUGAAGCGAGAAGCCAUCACCUCCCAUUCCCAGGGGCGUCGUCAUUGAACGAGGCGUGGAGGCAGGGCCGUCUUGGCAGCCCGGCCUAGAAGGGCUGUGUUCUCUCCAGGUUCAUAAAUCGUUAAGUCUUUGAUUUGUUUUCUGUUUUGGCUUGUUUUGGGUAGGGGUUGGGAGGUGGUUGAUGUUUGCCUUUCAUUUUGUUUUAGUUUUGUUUUGUUUCUUUUGUUGAGAAGAUGGGGGUUCUCGCUUCUCUCGUGGGAGGUGACAACCAAGCUAAAUGCAAAUGGAUUUGGGGGUAAAAAUUUAAGUCUAUAAGAUUACUCUCCCUUCCCCCAAACACUUUAAAAGUUAUUUUGGAUUAAGAAAGGAUAUGGGCACGGAAGAAGAAAGAAGCACGUCUUCACUAUGUCAGUAAACCGGAGCUCAGCUCUGGAACAAGAGCAGAGGCGAAGUGCCUCCGAGACGCCCGGGAGCUGGAAUGGAGCCAGGACAAGUGCGGGGUGCAGAUUCCGCCUGCCGUUUAAGAUACACUGCCUGGCACUCUUGUUCAACAGGUACAGGAAUAACGCGCCUAGACCCCCGGGAACACGCAAAAUCCUUUCUUUCUUCUCCCGUUAGCUCUGGAUUGUGAUUGGCAAGGCCCUCAUUCUGGGG
Molecule: messenger RNA, 3727 nt
Organism: Miniopterus natalensis
Lineage: Eukaryota; Metazoa; Chordata; Mammalia; Chiroptera; Miniopteridae
Source: RefSeq, a predicted model, not a curated record